UACAUUCACGCAACGAAAAAAACAAAAGCCGAUGGUGAUUCUCACAUCAAGUCCCGACUGUCCCGAGUUCAGAAAUCAGAACAGUUCAGAAGUGUUCGGAAGGUCGAGCCGAGCUGCUUUUUGUGAGUCGUUCUCUGUGGCGAUCGUCGCAAGUUAACCAAAAUGCCUUACUACGCAGUGGCCAACGGUCGUACAACCGGAGUUUUCGACAAUUGGGAGGACUGCAAGGACCAGGUUCACGGAUAUUCUUAUAACAAUUAUAAGAAGUUCGAUACCCCGGACCAAGCUUGGGACUUUGUUGACCAGCAUUCUUCAAAAGGAAAACUGGAGCAAUCAUUUAGUGACGACAGUAAACAAGUAGCUUGUCGAAAUAAUAAUCAAGUUGCACUCCAGGGUGAAGCUAGCGGCUAUCGACGCACCGAUUGCACGCAAGGAAAAAAUGGCGUCAUCAUACGUGAACGUUCUUAUACGAGUGGCAGGGCUGGAAGCGGAUAUUUUGUUGAGAAAUAUACGCGCACAUACUGGAAAAACAACUAACGAGAUGCCCGAGGAAAAUCUUUGCUUCUUUACGUACUGAAGAGAUUACCAUAUAAAGUAACCCCAUGAACAUUUCAAAGAAAUACUUGUUAUAUAAUCAUUAAAUAAUAAUCGGUUAAAACGCAUUUAUUUUUAGUUUUAUAUAUUAUUUAAGUUGAUUGAUCUUGGUACAUUUUUCUGGUUAUUGGGGUACACUUCGCAUGUCAUUAAUAAAUAAAUAAAUACUGCUCUUUAUUCA
Messenger RNA from Vollenhovia emeryi, 775 nucleotides. Its product is annotated as ribonuclease H1-like. Lineage: Eukaryota; Metazoa; Arthropoda; Insecta; Hymenoptera; Formicidae. Bases 163 to 537 code for a protein of 124 amino acids. The transcript is spliced from 4 exons. The record is from RefSeq and is a predicted model, not a curated record.